Messenger RNA from Suillus subaureus, 1260 nucleotides. RefSeq lists its product as uncharacterized. The transcript has 10 exons. The record is from RefSeq and is a predicted model, not a curated record. The coding region runs from base 1 to 1260 and encodes 419 amino acids. NCBI's taxonomy places the organism in Eukaryota, Fungi, Basidiomycota, Agaricomycetes, Boletales, Suillaceae.
AUGCUUCAUCUUGAGGGUAAUUGUCACUGUGGAAGUGUCAACUUGUCAUUUCAGUGCAGGGAAUGUUUUGGAAUGGAGAUGCAUUGCAAAGACUGUAUUCCUGAGUAUCACUGUCACCUCCCAUUACACAUCAUGGAGAUGUGGAAUGGUUCAUUUUUUGAAUGGGUAUCUCUGAAAACACUUGGCUUGCACAUCCAACUUAGCCGCAAUCUACAUGAUUGCUAUGUUAAUGGUAUUCAUGAAGUCACACUAGAUUUUUCAACCACUACCAAUCCAUGCACCACUGCAACUUUUGGUGUCCUAGAACAUUAUCAUCUGCUUUCAUUCGAGUCAAAAGUGUCUGCAUAUGAAUUUUACCACAGCUUAGCAUGGCACAGCAACAAUACAGGCCUAAUACCAAUCAGGGAUUGUUAUGCAUUGUUCAUGCACAUGAUUCACAAAUGGAGGCACUUGCAGCAACUUUGGCAUGCAGGGAGGGGGCAUGAUCCCAAUGGUAUCAAUGCCACACAAGAGGGUGAGCUCACUGUAUUGUGCCUGGCAUGUCCACAGCCUGGGAGGAACUUACUGGAAGGGUGGGAGAAUCAUUACACACUUUUCAUUGCUGUGGAUGCAAACUUCUGGCUCAAAAGGAAAGCCAUUUCAAGUGACCAAGUGGACCCUGGCUUGAAUGUUGGCUGGGCUUACUUUGUCAAAGAACAGCAAUAUAAAUCGCACUUGAAUGAUCAUGUACUUCAGCAGCAAGAGCACAGUAGCUAUGUCAGCCACAAUGCCAUCAAUAUAGCAGACAUGAAGUCUUCAUGUGGUUUAGCUGCCGCUGGGCAUCCAAACAGUGUGGGUGACCUCCAGAAGGGGGAGAGGUAUAUCAACAUGGAGUACCUCAUUUUAUCUACCUUGGCAUGUUCACCAGUACCAGUACUCAAUGUGUCUUAUGACAUUGCAUGUCAGUGGUCUAAAAAUUUCUGGGCCCGAAUGGAGACAAUGCUGACACACCUCCACCUCCCCUGUGAAAACCUCAACAUUCAUUACUUUGUCCCAAAGUUCCAUAUUGGCGCACACAUUGAAGAGUGUCAAAUCACAUUCUCUUGGAACUUUGGCAAAUUUGUUGGACAGACAGAUGGUGAAGCACCAGAACAAGGCUGGGUAAAUAUAAACCAAGUUGCUUCAAGCACAAAGGAGAUGGGCCCUGGCACAUGGCACAAUACUUUGGAUGAUUAUUUCAGUGAUUGGAAUUGGAAGAAGAUUACUGCACUUGGUAUGUAA